Parastagonospora nodorum SN15 is the source of this 1646-nucleotide messenger RNA. RefSeq lists its product as hypothetical. NCBI's taxonomy places the organism in Eukaryota, Fungi, Ascomycota, Dothideomycetes, Pleosporales, Phaeosphaeriaceae. Bases 42 to 1646 code for a protein of 534 amino acids. The record is from RefSeq and is a predicted model, not a curated record. Gene Ontology annotation, molecular function: carbohydrate:proton symporter activity. Gene Ontology annotation, cellular component: membrane. The transcript has 9 exons. Gene Ontology annotation, biological process: transmembrane transport; carbohydrate transport.
CAUCUUCGACUUGUAGGAUUUCACAGAAGAGCCCCGUCAUCAUGGUCAAGGUAUCGUUCAAGCCGCCGCCAGGCACGCCGGGUAAAGCAUGGCCCGCAGUUCUGGUUGGUCUCUUCAUGGCCUUUGGUGGUGUGUUGUUUGGAUAUGACACAGGUACCAUCUCUGGUAUCAUUGCCAUGCCCUACUGGCAGAAGGAGUUCUCCACCCAGCCAGAUGGCAGCAUCACAGCUUCUGAAGACUCUCUCAUUGUUUCGAUUCUAUCUGCUGGCACAUUCUUUGGCGCCCUCGGCGCGGCUCCUUGUGCCGAUUUCCUUGGUCGAAGAAUGGGUCUUAUCGUUUCAGUCGGACUGGUCUUCAACUUUGGUGUUAUUCUUCAGACUGCAUCAACCAGUCAACCUUUGUUCAUUGCUGGUCGCUUCUUUGCUGGUUUUGGUGUCGGUCUCUUAUCUGCUAUGGUUCCCAUGUACCAGUCCGAGACUGCGCCCAAGUGGAUUCGUGGUGUGAUUGUCGGAUCCUACCAGCUUGCUAUUACGAUCGGUCUUCUGCUAGCCGCCAUUGUCAACAAUGCUACAAAGGACCACACCGAUUCUGGAUCGUACCGUAUUCCGAUUGCAGUCCAAUUCUUGUGGGCCAUCAUCUUGUUGAUCGGACUUUUCAUUCUCCCAGAUACACCACGUUGGUUCAUCAAGGAAGACAGAUACGAUGACGCCGCAAAGGCGCUCGGAAAGCUUCGUCGCCUGCCGGUCGAUCACCCAGCAGUUCUCGAGGAACUGAAUGAGGUCCAAGCCAACCAUCUCUACGAGAUGUCUCUUGGCAAAGCAUCAUAUAUGGAAUGCUGCAAGGGCACUUUGGGCAAGCGCCUUCUCACUGGAUGUCUUCUCCAGGCUUUGCAGCAAUUGACUGGUGUGAACUUCAUCUUCUAUUAUGGUACCCAGUACUUUAAAAGGGCCGGCUUCAAGGACCCCUUCACCAGUCAGGUCAUCACGAACGUUGUCAACGUCGCAUCCACGUUCCCUGGUCUGUACAUGGUUGAGAAGCUUGGCCGACGUAAGCUGUUGCUUCUUGGAGCUGUUGGCAUGUCUGUUUGUCAAUUUAUUGUCGCCAUCACCGGUACGGUCGCCGGUACCACCGAUCUUGCUGCGCAACGCACCGCUAUCGCUUUCGUCUGCAUUUACAUCUUCUUCUUUGCCAGCUCCUGGGGACCUGUCGCCUGGGUCGUCACGGGUGAGAUGUUCCCGCUCAAGGCCCGUGCGAAGUGUCUUUCGAUGACCACAGCUUCCAACUGGCUGCUCAACUGGGCCAUUGCCUACUCCACACCUUACAUGGUCGACGAGAAAGGUGCCAACCUCCAAAGCAAGGUUUUCUUCGUUUGGGGGUCCUUCUGCUUCGUCUGCAUCGCGUUUGUCUGGUUCAUGAUUUACGAGACCAAGGGUCUUACUCUCGAACAGGUUGACGAGCUCUACGGCACCGUCAACAAGGCGUGGAAGUCCAAGGACUUUGUUCCUCAAAUCACAUUCGUCGAUGUUGACCACGCCGCCCAGAAGGGAAUGGCUCUCAACGAGAUCGGCGAGGCGCAGACCAGGAAGAGGAGUGUUCAGCAUGAAGAGGCCGUUGGCAAGACAGACAACCCUAACAGCGGACUUUAA